Molecule: messenger RNA, 2843 nt
Organism: Darwinula stevensoni
Lineage: Eukaryota; Metazoa; Arthropoda; Ostracoda; Podocopida; Darwinulidae
Source: the annotation of a GenBank genome assembly
AUGUGGGCCCUGAAGAAUGAGGGGCACACUGCAGAAGAAUAUCUUUUUGAAGUGGAUGACUCAUCAGUGAAAAAAAAGAAGGGAGCAGGGAAGGCAGAAGACUCCAUGGAGAGCCAAGAUGGUGAGCAUGAGCUCACUUUGGACAUGAAUGAGAUGAUGGAAUUUGAGGAAGGAGAUGAUAAGACUGAGCACAAAGAUAGUGACUACAAGAAAGAAAUUGAAUCUUCCUCCUUCCAGUGCAAAGAUGAUGGAGACAGUAACAUCUCCAGUCGCACGGGCACAGCCUCAACGUCGAGUUCGCCGCCGAGGCCGGAAUCCAUGCCGGUACUGGCCCCUCUCACGGUCUCAGACACGUUAACCAUGCAUCCGACAGAAGGACGGCGGAAUGCGGACAUCGACGAUGCCUCAAUGAUCGUCAAUCUGGACGAACAGAGCCUCCGGGAAGAACCGAUCUCGUCCAAGGAUGACGACGACGAAGACGACGACAUGGAAGAGGAUAAGAAAAGGAAAACGAAGGGGGAAACGACGACGACAGCAGCGACAAACGAGGAGAGAAAGGCACCUCCCUCCGACCAGGAGGACAGUCGACGCCCCUCUGAGAAGAAAACGGAGGGUGCAGCGUCGUCUACCCCCUCCACCCCAAGCGGAGCGGAAUCGAAGAAGCCCAACGUCACCAUCGCCACUACUGCCACCACCCCCACCGCUACCGCUGCUGGGAAAGGCGAGAGCCGGAGAAUAGCUCAUCUGCAGCCGGCCACGCACCUUCCCUCAACCCAGAAAUCUAUAUCCGGAAACGGGACAGGAAUUGCUACACAGUCGCUUCUCCUCUUCCUGCUCCUUCUCCCGUUCCCCGUGUUGUGUCAUCACAAGAGGACUGCCAGUGGAAGCAAUGUGAGCAAGCAGAACCUGUGGGUCAGUGGCCUCUCUUCCUCCACCCGGGCAACUGAUAUCAAACAGCUCUUCAGCAAGUAUGGCAAGGUAACAGGGGCCAAAGUAGUUACAAAUGCCAAAGUGCCAGGUCAACGAUGCUAUGGCUUUGUCACAAUGGCCUCAGCAGAAGAAGCAGCCAAGUGCAUCCAGCAUCUCCACCGCACUGAACUGCAUGGGCGUCUCAUCUCGGUCGAGCGGGCCAAAACUGAUGCUACUGGUGGAAGCCAAAAGAAAGAAGGGGCUGGUGUAGCCAAGGGUGGUGGUGUGAAACGUCCCAGUGAUACAGGAGCUAGUGUGACCAAAAAGCCAGUUGAUGAGAAGGUGAAGGAGAAGGAGAAAGAGCGUGAAAAGGAGAAAGAAAGAGAGAAGGAAAAGGAGAAAGAGAAGGAAAAAGAGAAACCUGGAAAAGAAGAGAAGAAAGAGAAGGAUGAAGAGAAAGGGAAGGAAAAGGACAAGAUGGCUACCAAGGAUAAGAAAGGUGGGGAGGAGGAGAAGGGAGAAGGAGAGCGGAAGGAGAAAGAGAAGGAGCCUUCCAUAGAGGGAGAUGAGAAAGAAAAGGAGCGAGGAAGGGAAAACGAGAAGGAGAAAAUGCGGGAGAGGGUUCAUCGAUCUCACAGUCGGCAUUCACAGGAUAACCCAAACGCCUCCCGUGGGCGCAUUCACCACCGCGAGAAGGAUGUCCUCACGUUCCAGAAAAUCAAGCAAGAAAGAGAACGUCAACGCCAGAUUGAGAGAGAGCGUAUAUUGCGCGAACAAGAGCGACGUCGUCGUGAAGAGGCUCUCCGUUUACGGGAAGCAGAACGACGUCAACGUGAAGAAAGCAUGCGUCUGGAAAGGGAGCGAGAGAAAAUCAAGAUGGAACGAGAGAAGUUAGAGAGAGAGAAGUUGGAAUUACUGCGCCUUGAACGGGAACGCCUUGAAUCAGAGCGAGAGGAGCUUCGCCGAGCUCAAAUGCGAAUGAAGUGCUGUGUCCCCCCAUUGAAGACAGCUGAUGUUGCUGUGCGUAGGGCCUACAAGCGCUCGGCUGAGGAGGACCCAUACUUUGAGGAACGAAAGAGACAAAUGCGUGAUGGUCGCUUCGAUUCCCGCUAUGAGGAUAAGAGGCUGGAGUUUGAGAGGAGUGGAAGAAAGGAGAGACGCGAGGUGGAAGUGUAUGACCGCAAAGUUGAGAGGUAUGAGAGUGGUCGCCACAGUGAAGGAGAAAGAGUUCGAUCUCGGGAGGAACGACACCGAGGACGAGAUUACCCUAGUGCGAGUCGAAGUUCAGAGUGGCGUUCAUCAGGAGCUGGAAGUAGUAAGGGAACCAGUGGAUAUCUGGGAAACGGGACUGGCGCCCCCUCGGGAAUCCAAACUUGGGGGGGCGCAUCCCAUUCCCGUUCAAAGGGAAGUUCAAGUGAUCGCCCCUUGUCAUCCGUUUCGGCCAUCCCAUCUGCAGCCUGGGCGUCUUCCAGUUCAGGUUCUCGUGGAGCACCAACAUCUAGUGAUAGGUGGUACGCACCCAGGAGUGCGGUCGGAAGUAUGGCCAGUGCUGCUGCCAUAGCAGGUGUUCCAUAUGGACUAGGGGGCAUGUAUGGGAUCGGGGGACCACGCACGACGAUCAGUGGGCUCGGAGGUCCCAUGCGUGUCAGUGGGGGAUCUGUGCCCUCUGGAACCAUGAGGAAAACGGUUGGAUCCUCCAUCUCUGUCCCUGCUGGAGAACGCUUUGAUGCCUAUGCUGCCCUCAAUAUGAGACAUUAAAGGGGAGAUGGUAAUCAUGGACUCUUCACUGCUUGGUUGUAGAAAUUCCAGGAGGUGGAUGGGACCUUUCUGUGCGUGCAAACACCUCAAUGUGAAUAGCUUGUCAUGGAUCAUUGGAUGAUUUUGAUUCUUUUGGAUGGGCUGCCUUGCUAAAAUGAUAAAUUACUGUUAUGACA